AUGGAUGAAGACAAACUGAUUGAAGAAGCAAUUGAAGCUGAAUUAAGACAAAUCAAUAUUUCCCCAUCAGAAAUAGACGAACUCGAGGAACAGUCUGAAGAAGAGAUUCCUCUUGAUCCAGAUUAUGACUCAGAUGAAUUACCCAAGUCUGUCCUUUACUUCUUGGAACAAAUGAAGCAAAAAGGUGAAAUUGUGGAAAAGCUGAUUCUCCAGGAUUUAGAGCAACCUGAGUAUGAUAUUUAUCCUGCUCAUGGUUAUCCUGAAUCAGAAAUGUUGAAAGAAGCGGCUGCUGAGUUUGGUGAGGAUCAUUUAAACCUGAAGGAGAGGAUACUGGCCCAAAUAGAGGAAGAAGAACAAAGAAUACAGACUCACAUAGAACCCCAACAGAACCUAGACCACAGUUUUCAAGUGGGGACAGAUAAUCAGUCUCCUAGGGAUGAGACAACUUUAGAUCAUGAAGAGGCUAUAACUCGUGAGUGCAGAGAGGUGGAGGAACGAUGUCAGCUAUCAUUGCAGCAGUGGGAAAUAAAACAGAAAGAGCUGCAGAAAACAAAGCUGGCAGAACUGAUGGAACAGAGAAAACGAGAGAAGGAGCUAGCAGUGGAGGAAGAGGAAAGAGCCAAGAGUAGACAGCAACAGUUUGAAGAAAAACUGGAGAAACUGGCAGAGGAGAGGCAGCAAGAAAAGAUGAAACAACAGGCUAAACUAGAAAAGAAAAUCAGACAGGAACAAGAUGCUUUGGAACGAGAGUUGAAGCAACACGAGGCAUUAAUACAAUCAAUGCAAAUUAAAAUAGAUGAAGAUCGAAAAGUCUUUGAAGAACAGCAGAAUAGAGAGAGGGCACUAGUGAAAGAGUUGCAAGACAGAGCAGCAACAAUGAUUCAGGCAAGAUUUCGGGCACAUUUGGUGCGUAAAAAACAUGCACCAAUACUGAAGGAAAGAAGGAAUGAAAGGAAUAGAAAAAAACACCUGCAGUUAAGGAUGGCACAAGAAAAGAGAGAAUUUGAAGAGAAAAUUAAAAAAAAGUUAGAACAAAAACGGAGAGAAGAGGAAGAGGAGGGAAGAAAGCGGGAAGAAGUUAAACGAUUACAAAGGGAAGAACAGAAACAAAGACAGAUUGAAUAUGAGAAGAGAAAGGAGCAGGAACGACAUAGGUUAGAAAAGGAGAGACAAAUAAAAUUGGAGGAACUCCAAAAAAUGCAAGAAGAGAUAAAAAGAAAAGAGCUACAGAGAAAGGCAAAGGAAGAAAAGCAACAAGAAGCAGAACGAAAGAAAGCAGAGGAAAGAAAGUUAUUAGAAGAAAAGAAAAAGGUGGCCUUAAAACAAAGGAAAAAGACAGAAGUUGAGAAGGAAGCUGAACCACAGCUAAGUGAAGAAGGAAAUGUUAAUUCCAACAUAAAUAAACAUGAAGAAGCUAAACAAUAUGAUAACAUUUCAGAAAAUAUGUGUGUUCUUCUGAAUGAAAAUAUAGGAUUGUCUCAUAAUACACAGAAAAACAACACUUUGAUGAAUGACACUGAAGUUGUCAGGCAAUAUACAGUUGUGAUGGCUACUGGUGCAAAACUGGAAAUGAAACUUCCAGCUGAAGAAGUAGUGGAAAGUACAGCAGAGAAUAUAUUUGCAGUGGAAUCGAGUAACACAAUACCAAAAACCAACAGCUUACUGCAAAUAGACAAUGUAUGUACAGUUACUGAAAGGCACCCCGGCAGACUAUCAAGUGCAGGAAUAUCUGUUUUAAAUGCUCAUAAUAAUAUACAUAAGGAAGAUCUGAUUGAUGUUCACAAAAUAACUCAACAUGUGGAUCUUAUUUUUGAGGAGCACUUCUCAGCCACAAGGCUCACCCUACCUGAUCAUAUUGAGCAAAAGAGACUAAAUUGGAUGAAAAUGUGCACUCCUUGGUCCAAAAUUAGCAGAGAAAACAAGACGAAGAAAGUGAAACAACAAGUCAGACUUCGGAAUAAUCCUGUUAACCAACUGCCUCCUCUGAGUCCUGAAGUAAUACUGCAGUCAGGGGUUUGGACUUCACUUCAGCAGGUUACAACGGUCACUCUUCAAGAUUUGCCUGGUUUCAGCCUAUCCACGUUUUCACAAUGUCUGAGACUUAAAUCACUUACACUUCGAAAAUGUGGACUAGAGACAUUGGAGGGUGUCAAUAAUUGCAAAGGUUUAAAGUACAUUGAUGUGCAGGAAAAUAACAUCAGGAAUAUCCACUGCCUAGAGUUAGAAAAUCUGUGUAUUCUUCUGCUUAAUCACAAUCAGAUAACCUCUAUGCAUGGUCUGGAGAAUUGCAGCAACCUACAGAUUCUUGAAUUAUCACAUAAUAACAUCACUCGGAUAGGUGGUCUGGAAUCUCUUAAGAAACUUCAGAGGCUGGUUUUGGAUCAUAAUCAAUUGAUAAGCACCAAAGGUUUAAGUGGAACUCCUACCCUUCUCUACCUUGAUUGCUCCUUUAACUAUCUCGACAGCAUAGAAGGCAUUGAUAACUGUGGACUUCUUCAAAGUCUGAAGUUACAAAACAACAACCUUUCUGAGCUGCCCAAGUUUGGAAAUCAUGUUUUACUGCGGGAGUUAUAUCUGGAUGACAAUAGCAUCUCCUCCCUGAAUCUGCUGUCUGAAUACUGGCUACCAAUGCUUCAAUAUCUUUCCAUUUCCCAGAACAGCCUGACGCACCUUACAGCCAUGUCUAACUUCCUGCUAUUGGAGAGGCUUAAUGUUAGCAAUAAUCGCUUAUCAGAUCUCAAGAGCUUCCUUUUAAGUCUUAAUGGAUGUCAUAGUCUGCUGGAGUUGUUACUAGAUGGGAAUCCAUUUCAACAAGAGUCAGGCUGGAGAUGUUCAAUCCUGAAAAUGUUGCCAAGCCUGAAGACAGUGGAUGGUGAGAGGAUUAGUUCCACUGAUGAUCUUUAUGCAGAAAGACAUAGCAGGCUUUCACCAGGGAGUUUCCUGGCACUGUGUCAGGCCCAGCUUCAAGACUUUGAGUUAUUACUCAGGAGACAUGAAACUGAACUAGACUCAAUAUUGGACUCUUUGGACAUUACAGAAAUACGCUGUCAGCACUGUGAGGAACUGAUGCAGCUGGCUGAAGAAUGUAGAUAUGCCCAUGAGUAUGGAGAGUUAUGCCUUACUGAAGAGAAAAAACAUCUUAAUAGUCUUCAUGAGGAAGAACUCAAUGUUGGAAAGCAAUGUAACAAGCUGACCAUCAAUCAUACAAAAGAAAAUAGCCAGAACAAUGACAGAAAAGUUGUUUCUGACCCAGUUCAGACUGCUGUUACCUACGCUUCUGAAAACAGAAAGCAAAGUGAUUAUUUACCCAUUGCUUGUCAGGAUUCUGAGCACUGUGACCCCAGACUAAUUGUAAACCAGGAGAGAACUGCUAUUGCUCUGCAGGAUUCCAGAACAAGGAAAGGCCCAAUACAUUCUGAAUACAAAAUAAUACUGUCAGAGCCACAGAAUGAAGAGAGUUUGAGGGGGAAGCUCCAACAACAUAUUUCACAGGACAGCUUAGAAAACUAUGCAGCUACUGUCUUACAGUCCCACUGGCGGGGAUAUAUUAUUCGUAGACAAAUUCAUAUGUGCAUGGUACUCCACAAUGCUGCUUCAGUGAUUCAGACUGCAUGGAGAGAUUACAACAACAGGAUGAAAGUCGCCUCACAGAACACUGCUCAGACUCCAGCUAAGAAAUGGAAGAUAUUUGAUGGAAGUGAAGAAAGCAGAGAUAGAGCAGUCGCCAUCAUCCAGGCACAUUGGCGAGGCUGCCUCCUACGGAAGAAGUUGUCUCAUGCUUUAGCAGCCGUUCAAACUGAGGAAGAAGAUGUCUUUGAAGAAGUUGAUUUGAAUGAAUUUACAUUUGAUGAGGCCACCUUGGACAAAGUCUGGAUAACCUCAGAUCCUGAAACUUCUUCCCAAACUGAAAACCAUUACCAGCAACUAAAGGCUCCUCAUAAUACUGCUGAUUCAUUUGGUUUACCAAGGCCCCUGCAACAAGCAUGGCAGGAUGAUGAUAUCAGUAUUGUUGAAAAAUUAGGAUCUCCGUCCUUUUCACCAGCAACUACCAGUGUUCUGCAAUCUCCCAGCAGAACUGUGUCAAGGUUCUCUGAGGCUACAUCUUGCAGUAAGCAAUGCGUCAGGUCAGAGAAAGAAGAACAAAUCUCUCUAGAAUGGGGCUUUAAGGAUGCCCAUACUGCACAGCUAAUGCUGAAACGAGCUCAGAAAAUGAAAUCCAAGAAAGCAGAGGCUAAAAAAUUGCUGGAUCCAGUUGCACGACUGGCCUUGUUCAACAAUAAGAAAAAUAAACAUUCUCCUGUGAAGCCAAAGAAAAAGAUAUCUAAUCGUGUGGAAUACUUUAGAGCUCCUGAAGAACUCAUUCAUCAAGACACUACCUCAACAGAGAUACUGCAAAGGAGCAGAGAACUAACUUACCAAUGGCUUCAUACUCAGGUGGCUAAUGAUGAACAAACAAAUUCCAGAAUUAUGAAAAAUCAUCACUUCCUGCCAGAGCUGGAUGCAGAAGUACUGAAUGGUGGCCGUGUUCAACUCAUGGCAAGUCAUGUAGGUAGAGAAUGCUCAGAUUUAGACAUUGUCUCCGUAACCAGUAGUAGUACCAUAAAUCAAACAAGUGACGGAUUUAAUUAUAGUCACUGGCUCUCAUCAGGAUCUACAAAAGUCACGGUGCCAUUGAAAACUGGUUCCAAACCUUUGAAGCAAGAGCGCAUAACUUUCCGAAACAACCGUGUGCGGCUCAGCACAGGAUGGGGAAUUGGGAAGAGACGAGGGAAAACUUUGUAAUCGUUUUCUGCCUUCAGGCAGUGACAGUAAAAGGUCAAUGGAUGUGUUUGUGAUCAUAAAGUCUAUGUCAUUAAAAUUUAAAGGUCUUAACAUGUUUUUUGCCCUU
Carcharodon carcharias (great white shark) is the source of this 4888-nucleotide messenger RNA. RefSeq names its product leucine-rich repeats and IQ motif containing 1 (gene lrriq1). The transcript has 28 exons. Gene Ontology annotation, molecular function: protein binding. The record is from RefSeq and is a predicted model, not a curated record. The coding region runs from base 1 to 4782 and encodes 1593 amino acids. NCBI's taxonomy places the organism in Eukaryota, Metazoa, Chordata, Chondrichthyes, Lamniformes, Lamnidae.